Rhinolophus ferrumequinum (greater horseshoe bat) is the source of this 3929-nucleotide messenger RNA. RefSeq names its product dipeptidyl peptidase 9 (gene DPP9). The transcript has 22 exons. Gene Ontology annotation, molecular function: dipeptidyl-peptidase activity; serine-type peptidase activity. The record is from RefSeq and is a predicted model, not a curated record. NCBI's taxonomy places the organism in Eukaryota, Metazoa, Chordata, Mammalia, Chiroptera, Rhinolophidae. Gene Ontology annotation, biological process: proteolysis. Bases 273 to 2948 code for a protein of 891 amino acids.
GCUCGACUUCCGGGUCAAAGGGGCCUGAGCCGCCUGGUCCCCCGUGUACGCUGUCUCCGCUGUCCCCCGCGCCCGCCACUUCCGGGGCCGCAAUCCCGGGCAUGGAGUCGCGAGCCUGAGGCUCCUCCGGGCCCGGGACACCCUGCCCUGCCUGGCCGCCGCCCCGCGCCAGCCCCGAGCCCCGGUCUGUGUCCCAUGCCUGCAGCUGGAAUGGAAACUUUCUGGACCCUUUAGAAGGUGCCCCCACCGUCCUGAGGUCAGCUGAGUAGUUAAUGCGGACGGUUAAGAAGCUACGUCUGGACAACGCGAACACAGGAAGUUGGAGGAGCUUCUCGCUGAAUUCCGAGGGGGCGGAGAGGAUGGCCACUGGGGCUGCGACGUCCGACCGGGGCGACGCGGUGGAGAUGGAGGAGCCGGCAUGCCGCUUCCAGGUGCAGAAGCACUCGUGGGAAGGGCUCCGGAACAUUAUCCACGGCAGCCGCAAGAACUCGGGCCUGAUCGUCAGCAAGGCCCCUCAUGACUUCCAGUUCGUGCAGAAGACGGACGAAUCAAGCCCCCACUCCCACCGCCUCUACUACUUGGGAAUGCCUUACGGCAGCCGGGAGAACUCCCUCCUCUACUCCGAGAUCCCCAGGAAGGUCCGCAAAGAGGCUCUGCUGCUCCUGUCCUGGAAGCAAAUGCUGGACCAUUUCCAGGCCACGCCCCACCAUGGGGUCUACUCUCGGGAGGAGGAGCUCCUGCGGGAGCGGAAGCGCCUAGGCGUGUUCGGCAUCACCUCCUACGACUUCCACAGCGAGAGCGGCCUCUUCCUCUUCCAGGCCAGCAACAGCCUCUUCCACUGUCGGGACGGGGGCAAGAACGGCUUCAUGGUGUCCCCCAUGAAGCCACUUGAAAUCAAGACCCAAUGUUCCGGGCCCCGGAUGGACCCUAAAAUCUGCCCUGCCGACCCUGCCUUCUUCUCCUUCAUCAACAACAGUGACCUGUGGGUGGCCAACAUCGAGACGGGCGAGGAGCGGCGGCUGACCUUCUGCCACAGGGGCUUAUCCAGUGUCCUCGAGGACCCCAGGUCUGCAGGCGUGGCCACCUUCGUCAUCCAGGAAGAAUUCGACCGCUUCACCGGUUACUGGUGGUGCCCCACAGCCUCCUGGGAGGGUUCAGAAGACCACAAGACACUGCGAAUCCUGUACGAGGAGGUCGAUGAGUCCGAGGUGGAGAUCAUUCACGUGCCCUCUCCUGCCCUAGAAGAAAGGAAGACAGACUCGUACCGGUACCCCCGGACAGGCAGCAAGAAUCCCAAGAUCGCCUUGAAGCUGGCCGAGUUUCAGACCGACAGUCAGGGAAAGAUCAUCUUGACCCAAGAGAAGGAGCUGGUGCAGCCCUUCAGCACACUCUUCCCGAAGGUGGAAUACAUUGCCAGGGCCGGGUGGACCCGGGACGGCAAGUAUGCCUGGGCCAUGCUCCUGGACCGGCCCCAGCAGCGGCUGCAGCUCGUCUUCCUGCCCCCGGCCCUGUUCAUCCCCACCACUGAGAACGAGGAGCAGCGCGAGGCCUUCGCCAGAGCCGUGCCCAGGAACAUCCAGCCAUACGUGGUGUACGAAGAGGUCACCGACGUGUGGAUCAACGUUCAUGACAUCUUCUAUCCCUUCCCCCAGUCAGAGGGAGAGGACGAGCUCUGCUUCAUCCGCGCCAACGAAUGCAAGACCGGCUUCUGCCACCUGUACAAGGUCACCGCCCUGUUAAAGCCCAGCGGCUACGACUGGGACGAGCCCUUCAGCCCCAGUGAAGAUGAAUUCAAGUGCCCCAUCAAGGAGGAGAUUGCGUUGACCAGCGGUGAAUGGGAGGUUUUGGCCAGGCACGGUUCCAAGAUCUGGGUCAAUGAGGAGACAAAGCUGGUGUACUUCCAAGGCACGAAGGAUACGCCCCUGGAACACCAUCUGUACGUGGUCAGCUAUGAGUCAGCCGGCGAGAUCGUGCGCCUCACCACGCCCGGUUUCUCCCACAGCUGUUCCAUGAGCCAGAAUUUCGACAUGUUCAUCAGCCACUACAGCAGCGUGGGCACGCCACCCUGCGUGCACGUCUACAAGCUGAGUGGCCCCGAUGAUGACCCUCUGCACAAGCAGCCCCGGUUCUGGGCCAGCAUGAUGGAGUCGGCGAGCUGUCCCUCGGAUUACGUGCCUCCGGAAAUCUUUCACUUCCACACGCGGGCAGACGUACGCCUCUACGGCAUGAUCUACAAGCCGCACGCCGUGCAGCCAGGGAAGAAGCACCCCACAGUCCUCUUUGUGUAUGGAGGCCCCCAGGUGCAGUUGGUGAAUAACUCUUUCAAAGGAAUCAAGUAUUUGCGGCUCAACACGCUAGCAUCCCUGGGCUAUGCUGUGGUUGUGAUUGAUGGCAGGGGCUCGUGUCAGCGAGGACUUCGGUUCGAAGGGGCCCUGAAAAACCAAAUGGGCCAGGUGGAGAUCGAGGACCAGGUGGAGGGCCUGCAGUUCGUGGCCGAGAAGUACGGCUUCAUCGACCUGAGCCGGGUGGCCAUCCACGGCUGGUCCUAUGGAGGCUUCCUCUCGCUCAUGGGGCUGAUCCACAAGCCCCAAGUGUUCAAGGUGGCUAUUGCAGGCGCCCCCGUCACCGUCUGGAUGGCCUACGACACAGGGUACACGGAACGUUACAUGGACGUCCCGGAGAACAACCAGCUCGGCUACGAUGCGGGUUCCGUGGCCCUGCAUGUGGAGAAGCUGCCCAAUGAGCCCAACCGCCUGCUCAUCCUUCACGGCUUCCUGGAUGAGAACGUGCACUUUUUCCACACAAACUUCCUUGUUUCCCAACUGAUCCGAGCAGGAAAACCUUACCAGCUCCAGAUCUACCCCAACGAGAGACACAGCAUCCGCUGCCCCGAGUCCGGCGAGCACUAUGAAGUCACACUGCUGCACUUUCUACAAGAACACCUCUGAGGGCCUGCGCCCACUAGGGCGCACACUUAGAGCACAAGUGGCUUCACCGCUGCCACCGCCAGGGGGACCAGGCGGGAAGGACCGAGUGGCCCCACGGCCCCCUUGAGGUGCCGUCUCCGCUGACCCCACUGGACAGCCCCGCCCCAGGCCCAAGCUGCCGCCUUCACGCCCCGACGCCUUUUAUCAUUUUUUAAAAUGCUCCUGGUGUCUUUGCCUGCUGCUUCUUGGUUGUCAGGAUGGAGAGAUGAGGCUGCCACCCACGAGGCACUUCCUAAAGCCAUCCCCUCCCGUCCCCAUUGUCGGGAGUGGGAGGCCUGAACUCCACCGGGCACUGGAGACGCCAGGUCUGCCUCCUGGGCCCUGACCCGGCCGCCGCGCCCAGCACGGAAGCAUGCAAUUGCCUUUUCUCCCCACCUGCCCCACUUCCUAUUUGUGUUUUGUUUGGGGGGACAUUUUUCAUAAUUAUUUAAAAGACAGAAAGCAAGGGGUGCCUAAAUCUAGAAUUGGGGUCUGCUGCUGGGCAAUGGGGUUCAGCCCAGCCAGCACCCGGUGAGCCACCCCUUCCGAAGGCAGGAGUGGGGGGUGAUGGCCAGCAGCGGGAACAAGGCAGGGCAGCCCUCUGGCACCUGCCUCUCCCCAGGUUUCAGCAGGCUCUGAACGCGGCCAGCUCCGGUCUGCUGGCCAGCGGCUGCUGCCCGCUCCUCAGCCCUGUGGCCACACGUCUGCCUGGCCCGCACAGACCAGGUUCCAGGGUUGGGAGUGGAACCAUCCCCACCUCAGGGUUAUCCUUACUCCUUCCUUUCCCUCCCUGCCAAGAGUUCUGCCAGGGGCGGGCAAAAAAGAAAAAAAAACGAAAAAAAAAACCCAGAAACAAACCACCUCUACAUAUUAUGGAAAGAAAAUAUUUUUGUCAAUUCUUAUUCUUUUAUAAUUAUGCGUGUAAGAAGUAGGCUCAUUAAACGAUUCCAGAUGGAAGCGUUG